AUGGCAAAGGCGCAAGCUGAAAUAAGAGAAGCCUUUAAAAGAAAGAAGACAAUCGAGGAAAGUGACAUUCAAAACCUAAAAUAUCUGAAGUUGAUAAUCAAGGAAAACUUUAGGGUACAUCCCGCUGUCACUUUACUCCCAAGAGCAUGCAGGGAAGAAUGUGAAGUCGAUGGGUAUACCAUACCCUGCAAAGCAAAGGUUGCUGUGAACAUCUGGGCUUUGGGAAGAGAUCCAGAAUAUUGGGAAAAACCAGAAAUCUUUAAACCCGAGAGAUUCAAGAACAGUUCUGUUGAUUUCAUGGGAAAUAACCUCGAAUAUAUUCCAUUUGGAUCAGGAAGGAGGUUUUGUCCGGGCAUGAACUUUGGAAUUGCAAAUAUUGACGUGCAUUUAGCUCAACUUCUUUAUCACUUUGACUGGAAACUUCCUCAUGUAAUGAACCAUGGUGAUCUAGACAUGAGUGAGAUACCUGGA
This is a messenger RNA of Olea europaea var. sylvestris, 471 nucleotides long. Its product is annotated as premnaspirodiene oxygenase-like. Gene Ontology annotation, molecular function: monooxygenase activity; heme binding; iron ion binding. The record is from RefSeq and is a predicted model, not a curated record. Lineage: Eukaryota; Viridiplantae; Streptophyta; Magnoliopsida; Lamiales; Oleaceae. The transcript has a single exon. The annotation marks the transcript as partial.